Melanaphis sacchari is the source of this 1791-nucleotide messenger RNA. It is a transcript of the gene SK, whose product is annotated as small conductance calcium-activated potassium channel protein. Gene Ontology annotation, cellular component: plasma membrane; neuronal cell body; neuron projection. Lineage: Eukaryota; Metazoa; Arthropoda; Insecta; Hemiptera; Aphididae. The transcript has 10 exons. The record is from RefSeq and is a predicted model, not a curated record. Gene Ontology annotation, biological process: potassium ion transmembrane transport. Gene Ontology annotation, molecular function: calmodulin binding; small conductance calcium-activated potassium channel activity. The coding region runs from base 1 to 1545 and encodes 514 amino acids.
AUGUAUGGCAAAAACGUACUAGAAAAUGUAGAAAUAUUCAUACACACAUCAUUCUAUUCUACUUCACUGAAAACGCUCAUAUCCGUAUCCACCAUCAUUCUGCUGGGAUUGAUCAUGGCCUACCACGCGCUCGAAGUACAGUUGUUCAUGAUUGACAAUUGCGCGGACGACUGGCGGAUCGCGAUGACGUGGCAGCGGAUUGCCAUCAUCACGAUGGAGCUGGUGAUCUGCGCGAUCCACCCGAUUCCUGGGGAAUAUUACUUCGAGUGGAAAACCAAGCUGGCCAACAAGCACGGAAAACCGGAAACCCGGUGUGUGCCCUACGACGUGCCGCUAUCGCUGCCGAUGUUCUUCCGGCUGUACCUCAUCUGUCGGGUCAUGCUGUUGCACAGCAAGCUGUUCACGGACGCUUCGUCCCGCAGCAUCGGCGCCCUAAAUCGGAUCAACUUCAACACGAGGUUCGUGCUGAAGACGCUCAUGACCAUAUGCCCUGGCACGGUGCUACUCGUGUUCAUGGUGUCCCUGUGGAUAAUCGCCAGCUGGACACUCAGACAAUGCGAAAGGUUUCAUGAUGAAGAUCACGCUAACCUGCUGAACUCCAUGUGGUUCAUAGCGAUCACGUUCCUGAGCGUGGGCUUCGGAGACAUAGUGCCAAACACUUACUGCGGUCGUGGCAUUGCAGUCACCACUGGCAUAAUGGGUGCCGGGUGCACAGCACUUCUAGUGGCUGUUGUGUCACGAAAGAUGGAACUGUCUAGAGCAGAAAAACAUGUCCAUAACUUCAUGAUGGAUACUCAACUAACAAAACGACUGAAAAACGCUGCGGCCAACGUCCUCAGGGAGACGUGGCUGAUCUAUAAACACACCAGACUGGUGAAAAGGGUGAAUGCAGGCAGGGUUCGAACACACCAACGAAAAUUUUUGUUGGCCAUAUACGCGUUGAGAAAAGUAAAAAUGGACCAAAGAAAAUUAAUGGACAACGCAAAUACAAUAACAGACAUGGCCAAAACGCAGAACACUGUUUAUGAAAUCGUAUCAGACAUGAGUAACCGAUACGAUGCGUUUGAAGAACGUUUGGCUAAUGUCGAAGAUAAACUUGUAGCCUUACAAGAACAGCUGGAGCUGUUGCCGGAGAUCCUGACCCGGUGCAUAGCGCAGAGCCAGCAGCAGCAGAACCAGCAGAGCCAGCCGAACACCGGCAACCCGUCGUCGACGACCGAGUCCAGGCGCAACUUCCUGCACCCGGAAUCGGCGGCCGCGGUGGCCACCGGCGGCCUGAUGCAGCCGUCCGUCUCGUCGCCAGCGGGCAGCAUGACCGGCGUCGGCGGCAACCCGCUGAUGUUCCCGUCGUCGUCCGGCGCCCCGGGCGGCGGCAUGAUGUUGGCCAUGGGCAACGGGUCGACGGUCAUGUCGCACUCGCGCAGCGUGCCGCCGACCGGUGCCGGCGGCGCGUCCCAUUACCACUGGCCCACCAGUCCCAUAUUGCCGCCAAUCAGCAGCCGGACGCCGCAUUUAGUGCCCGAGCCCAUCCAGCCAUCCAGCUGAGCCCACGCCCGACCGCCGCCCAUCGGAACAAACAUGUAUCAGCGUUCGUUUUGAAAUCAGCCGAACAACUCAAAAAACGAUUCAAAAUCGUCUACGUGCAACAUAUGUCUACGUUAAUAUAAUAAUAUUAUGAAUAUUAUGUAUUAUUAUUGUUAAAAUAUUUAAGUAGAACUAAUUAAUGUUAUACACAAAAAAAAAAAAAAAAAUACUAUGUUAUUUCUACUAGAAAUUAGUAAGAAUUGCUCA